AUGCGACCAAAGAAACUAUCCCCCAAGUUCGUCAGACCUUACCAAAUUCUAAGGAAGAUCGGACCAGUGGCGUACGAGCUAUCACUGCCUCCUCAAUUGUCCAACCUCCAUCCAGUAUUCCACGUUUCUCAACUCCAGAAGUAUAUAGCCGACCCCUCUCACAUACUGGAGUUGGAAGACGUUCGUCUUAGUCAAGACCGAACGCUGGAGAUGCAGCUGGUUCGCGUUGAAGACAACCGCACUAAGUACUACAAAAGGAAAGCUAUUAGAAUGGUGAAAGUGGUGUGGGACGAUAAGACGGGCGACUCUACAUGGGAAGUGGAGGAUGCCAUGAAGGAUUUGUACCUUCACCUGUUUCCGGAAGGAGACGCUCUGCUGGAAGAGGCGUUGGAAGAACAAUACUUGCAGGAAGAGAACUUAGUAGAAGUCGAGGUGAAGACUGAGCAAUAG
Vigna angularis (adzuki bean) is the source of this 450-nucleotide messenger RNA. RefSeq lists its product as uncharacterized. The record is from RefSeq and is a predicted model, not a curated record. The coding region runs from base 1 to 450 and encodes 149 amino acids. NCBI's taxonomy places the organism in Eukaryota, Viridiplantae, Streptophyta, Magnoliopsida, Fabales, Fabaceae. The transcript is spliced from 2 exons.